AUGAUAUAUUGCAUAUAUAUGUAAUACAAAUUUUUUUUGCAUAAUGUAUAUAUGUAGUAUAUAAGAAAGUUUGGAAAAAAACGUACCAUUGCAUAUAUAUCUUAAAGUGUUUUUGGUAGAGUUUUUUAGUUUUCUUAUGAUCAUUGCACAACUAAUAAUACAUAAAAAAAACUUACUAUUGCAUACAUAUUUUCAUGUGCAUGUUUGACUUUUGUGGUUAAUUUAUCUGGACAUUUGAGUAUGAAUAUAAUUAAUGGACUUGUGUUUUUACAUAGAUGGGGAACUGAAACUUAAACCCGUUUACAUCUUUUCAUAUCUUAUAUCAGCAUCUAUCUCUUUUCAACACCCACAAACGUUUCACGUCCCUCAGUAGAUUUCUAGUCAUCAUUCGAAAACACAUAUUUUUUCUUCGAUGCUACGUCCCUUUUAAAUAAACGAAAAUAAAAUAAUAUAGAUUACUAAAAUGUUGGCUGUGUGAGAGAGGGCCCACCAUCUCUCGUCCGCAUUCAAACGCGCAACCAAAUGUCUCCCUUUUUAAGAAGAUGCUAUUAAAGUGAUAUAGAUUAUUCGUUUCAAAAUGUUUACUAUUAUGACGGCAAAGGUCAAUACUACUAAUUAAGAAAUGUUGCCAUAUGUCAACUCUAGUUUGGUAGAUGAUAGGCAGAAUACAUAUUUAUUUCAGUAUAUAUAUGUGUGUGCGUAUGACUCAGUUGAAUAUAUAUUUUGAUUUGAAACGUUAAGGCAGUUGAAGGUAUGAUGAGGGUAUGCAUAGUUUUAGUGGGCUUAUUAUGCCUAUUGAGCAUUGAAGCUUAUGAAGUUGGACUCACUUUUCUGGACACUGCUGUUGCUCAAGGAGCUGUUUGUUUGGAUGGAAGUGCCCCUGCAUAUCAUAUGGACAAGGGAUUCGAUGCAGGAAUCGACAACUGGUUGGUUUUCUUCGAGGGAGGAGGUUGGUGCAAUAAUGUCACGAAUUGCCUUGCACGAAGAGAUACGCGUUUAGGUUCCUCCAAGCAAAUGUUGACAACAGAGACCUUCUCAGGGAUGUUUCACAACAAGCCUAAAUAUAACCCUGAUUUUUAUAAUUGGAAUAGAAUCAAGGUUCGGUAUUGUGAUGGAGCCUCUUUUACCGGUGAUGUGGAAGAAGUUGAUCCUAAAACCAAUCUUCACUUCAGAGGAGCAAGGAUUUUCCGUGCUGUUAUUGAAGAUUUAUUAGCAAAAGGAAUGAAGAACGCGACAAAUGCCAUGCUUGCUGGUUGUUCAGCUGGUGGACUGACUUCCAUACUGCACUGCGAUAACUUCAGAUCACUUUUGCCGGCAAACACUACAGUGAAAUGCCUUUCGGAUGCCGGUUUCUUCAUUAACGCAAAGACGAUUAUCGGAACAAGUCACAUUGAAGGCUUUUAUGCAGAUGUUGUUAAGACACAUGGAUCAGCUAAAGUUUUGUCUCCAGCUUGCACUUCGAAAAUGAGUCCUGGUCUUGUUUUUUUCCCACAAAACAUGGUGCAAUACAUUGAAACUCCAAUUUUUUUGAUAAACGCCGCUUAUGAUUCAUGGCAGGUAAAAAAUAUAUUGGCUCCAGGUGUUGCUGAUCGGAAAGGAACCUGGCGCGAUUGCAAACUUGAUAUAACAAAGUGUUCAUCUGCUCAACUCAAUAUCCUGCAAGGCUAUAGGCAGGAGUUCUUGAAGGCGUUGACUGGAUUCGAUAAUUCUCCAUCGAGAGGAAUGUUCAUCAACUCUUGUUAUUCCCACUGCCAAACUGGAAUUCAAGAAACAUGGUUGAGAAAUGAUUCUCCACUGUUGAGCAACACGACAAUUGCAAAAGCGGUUGGAGACUGGUAUUACGAGCGGGCUACAUUUCAAAAGAUUGAUUGCCCAUACCCAUGUGAUAAAACAUGCCACAACCGUGUUUUUGAGUAGAAGUUGGCAUUGUUUAUCAAAGCUAAUUAUACAUGGGGAUAAAAGGGAUGCAUAUAUAAUCGAUUGAUUCAACUUCCCAGAUUAGUGGAAGGGUUUUAGUUAAAAAAAUUUAAGAAAUUAAGUUCAUGAUGUAAGAUAUCACCAAUACGUUGUGUUGGUGUGUUCAUUGUUCAUUUGUUCUUUUUUAUAAUUCUAAUCAAUAAACUGUUGUUCUUAUGUA
Molecule: messenger RNA, 2137 nt
Organism: Helianthus annuus (common sunflower)
Lineage: Eukaryota; Viridiplantae; Streptophyta; Magnoliopsida; Asterales; Asteraceae
Product: pectin acetylesterase 8
Exons: 12
Coding region: 754-1917 (387 amino acids)
Biological process (GO): cell wall organization
Cellular component (GO): plant-type cell wall
Molecular function (GO): pectin acetylesterase activity
Source: RefSeq, a predicted model, not a curated record